Messenger RNA from Papaver somniferum (opium poppy), 2185 nucleotides. Its product is annotated as phosphatidylinositol 3,4,5-trisphosphate 3-phosphatase and protein-tyrosine-phosphatase PTEN2A-like. The transcript is spliced from 13 exons. Gene Ontology annotation, biological process: dephosphorylation. Gene Ontology annotation, molecular function: phosphatidylinositol-3,4,5-trisphosphate 3-phosphatase activity. The coding region runs from base 226 to 2037 and encodes 603 amino acids. Gene Ontology annotation, cellular component: cytosol. NCBI's taxonomy places the organism in Eukaryota, Viridiplantae, Streptophyta, Magnoliopsida, Ranunculales, Papaveraceae. The record is from RefSeq and is a predicted model, not a curated record.
UUCAGUAGUUGGAUUGUUUCUUCGAAGUAUGACGCGUUGACGGAUCAGUACAUUAGGUGACGCUUGUAAAACCAAAAAAAAAGGAAAAACUCUGAGAAAUUUUGUUAUGCAAAUCAAAGCCAAGCACGAGAAACCUCUUCUUUCGUCACACGAGAUACGAAUAUUACAUGCUGAAUAGUUGGACAUCUAGUUGCAUUAUUGAGACAAGUUAGGUGUGUAUAAAAGAUGGAAUCGGAUUCUUCGCCUGCUGUAAGAGCUCCUGGUGCUCAAGUUCCUCUUGCUCCCAGGCAAGAUAGUUCUCCACGUGAAGGACCAUCCAUAUUAUCUGCUUCUGGCCUAUCAUCUUGGGCAAAAAGCUUAAAAAUCCAACAGCCUUCGCCGGAGGCUCCGGAAGGUUCACAGACAAGCUCUGCAAAGGCAACUCUUGCACGUCUUACCAGUGGGUUGGGCUUGAGAUCAUCUCCAAAAGCUGCUGUUCCAGAUGAAACUGAGGGAACCUCAUCAAAUGCACAACCUGGAGUUUUUGAGUCCCUUGCAAAAGGUUUUGUUGACUCAUCCAAGAGUACGGUGAAGGCUGUCCAGGUCAAGGCUCGCCAUAUGGUCUCACAAAACAAAAGAAGGUAUCAGGAAGGAGAGUUUGAUUUGGAUAUGACGUAUAUCACUGAAAAUAUUAUUGCUAUGGGGUUUCCUGCUGGUGAUAUGAGCUCUGGGUUUUUUGGAUAUGUUGAGGGAUUCUACAGGAACCACAUGGAAGAAGUAAUGAAGUUUUUUGAAACUCAUCACAAGGACAAGUACAAGGUAUAUAAUCUUUGUUCAGAAAGGCUGUAUGAUGCUUCAUUAUUUGAGGGAAAGGUUGCUUGUUUCCCAUUUGAUGACCAUAACUGCCCUCCAAUUCAACUCAUUACAUCAUUUUGUCAAAGUGCAUAUUCAUGGUUAAAAGAAGACUUAGAAAAUGUGGUUGUUGUUCAUUGUAAAGCUGGCAUGGCAAGGACAGGAUUGAUGAUCUCUAGCCUUCUUCUAUACCUGAAGUUCUUUCCAACAGCCGAGGAAUCAAUGGACUACUACAACCAGAAAAGAUGUGUGGACGGCAAAGGACUUGUUCUUCCGAGUCAGAUUAGGUAUGUCAAAUACUUCGACCGCAUCUUAACAUAUUUCAAUGGAGAAAAUCAGCCUGGACGCAGAUGCAUGCUUAGGGGAUUUCGGCUUCACAGGUGUCCUUACUGGAUAAGACCCUCCAUUACUGUUUCUGAUCAUAAUGGUGUUCUUUUGUCUACGAAGAAGCACCAUAGAACCAAGGAUUUGAUGCCAGAAGAUUUGUGGUUUAGUGCUCCAAGGAAAGGCGUCAUGGUUUUUGCUCUACCAGGGGAGCCUGGUCUAACAGAGUUGGCUGGCGAUUUCAAAAUCGAAUUCCAUGAUCGCCAAGGGGAUUUCUACUGUUGGUUGAAUACGACAAUGAUAGAAAAUAGAAAAAUCUUAAACACCUCGGAUCUUGAUGGAUUUAACAAGAGAAAACUGCCUUCCCCAGGAAUUCUGCUUGAGGUUGUGCUGGUAAACUGUGAUGAUAGUAUUCAAACAACCCCCACUACUGCUGAUGACACCAACAAGGGAAUGGGAGGAAGUUCAGCUAGUAUUCCUGCCAACAUUGAUGAUCGGGAAGCUACAAUACCAGAUAUGAGUAAAAGCAUCAGUAGCACUGAUAAGGAUGAUGUAUUCUCAGAUGGUGAGACAGAAGAAACUGGUCAUGCAAAUAGACAAGCUCAAGUUGCUUCCAAGGAAGCUGCAGCUACUGGUCUUACUGCAGAUUCCAAACCAAGCUCAGCUGUUGAGGAAGUGGCAAGCAUAUCACAUAAAACUGAACAAGUUUCAUUGAAAAGCAAUGGAUCCCCAGAAACCCCAGCUGCAACUGUACGUCAGAGUAGUGAAGAAGGCUCAACAAGCGUUGAGGCAUCAACAGAAGGGAUAAGUGACUUCAAGGCAAUUGCAGCAGAUACUUCUGUUUUCAGCUUUGGUGAUGAGGACGAUUAUGAAAGCGACUGAGGUGGUGAAUGUUUUCUACUAUUCAGAUUGUUUGUUUGUACAUAAAUGAUCAUAAGAAGUUCAUCAAGAACUUAUGUAUGCAGCUGGUGUUCAAUGGAAAUUGUGCCUGUGAUAUUCACACUUACUUUUCCAUACCAUAUGGUAAAAA